UUUUAAGGGUUAGGAGCCAGGGUUCAUUUUAGAGUUAGGUUUAUGGGUUAAGGUUAUGGUUAGGGUAAGAGUAUGGGUUAGGUUUAGGAGUUCGGGAAAAUAGGAUUUAGUUAGUUGUACAAUACUGUGUGUGUGUGCCAUAAAACUCAGAUAAGAUAAUAACAACAAUUAUCUCUCACUGUUAGCAUUAUUUUAUUUUCCCCCAUAUUACAUAAUGAGAUAUUACCAUAUUACGCACCACGCUUUCCCCGGAAAUAGAAUGUAUUUGGCACAAGACGCUAGGCGUACGUGUGGUCGUCACUAGUUAGCACAGCCACCAAAUACUAAACCCCGCCCAUUUCUACAAUUUAUCUUCUUAAAAUGUGAUUUUAAACCUAACCUUAACCACACUGCUAACCUUAUGCCUAACCUUAAAUGAAAAGUUCAUUUAUUUUUACGAUAUACUUUGUGGCUGUGGUAACUUGUGGAAACACGUACUUUUUUUUCAUUAAACGUCAGAGACACGCCCCCGGUUUCUCAGACCAUGUGGUUGAUGAUAAACACAGUUUAAUAUCGCGCCAUGUUAAGUUUUUUGGUUUUAACAUUUGUUCGAUUUUAGUUCGAUUUCUUACCGCGCGCUCACUAUUAGCUGUCACCAUGUCUGUUUCCGACGAUGUGAAUUUUGAAACCCAGAUUGCGUCUGUUUUGGAUUCACUUGCAAAGGUGGCCGUGGUGGAAAUAACGAAACUGUUCGAGAGUCGCUUCCUUGCUUCGGGAACCACUAUUCUCAUUGAAGGGCAGAGUGAACAAAAUGAAACCUUGCAAACAGUGGACGCUGUAAAAAAGUCUGGCAAAAAAUGUCUUCGCAGUAUCGGAGUUCAAGUGGAUGAGGAAACAACAACGUCCUUAGAGCUACAUGAAAACCCAAAACAGUGCUUGUCCUUGGAGGGAGGCAGUGGUUCUUUGAAUGGGAGCAAUGAGGAGGAGGGUCCUGCACAUCGUAUCCCCCUGCUGAAGGCUAAUCAGCCUGCUGAACUCAAGUGCUCUGUUCUAGAAGAGAAGGUUGUGGAGAUGGUGGAGGGGAUUAGUCUGGAAACAAAAUCUUCAACAACCACUGAGCCAGAAGAAGAACAAGUGAUCUAUUCUGCCAUUGUGGAUCCAAUCCACCUUUAUGUUCCUGUUCAAAGCUCCCCAACUAAGCAGAAACCCCAGCCCCUCAAGACAGAAACUGAGAAUGGAAUCAACAUAGAAUGUGAGACUAAAGUCAUCUGCCAAAUGGUCCCAAAGGCAGAGGACAUCACACGACAGCCUGCAUGCAAAGAAAAGCCUACCCAGAUGGAGCCCCAGCAGGCCAGUUACAGGACCGCCAAAGGGACAGCCUACAGCCCAUCCUCCUCAGAUGGGGCUUUGGUUCCUGUACAGGCUAAGAGUAAGUUGAAAUUUAUGGGUGUAACAAACGCUCCCUCUGCUCUAAUGAAGAAAAAGGUGGAUGUCAAGCUGGACCAGAAAAAGAAGGUGGAUUUCAAGCUGGACCAGACAAAGAAGAAGAAGGUGAACUUCAAGCUGGACCAGACAAAGAAGAAGAAGGUGGACUUCAAGCUGGACCAGACAAAGAAGAAGAAGGUGGACUUCAAGCUGGACCAGACAAAGAAGAAGAAGGUGGACUUCAAGCUGGACCAGACAAAGAAGAAGAUGGUGGACUUCAAGCUGGACCAGACAAAAAAGAAGAAGGUGGACUUCAAGCUGGACCAGACCUCCUUGGAGCAGAAGUUGACGAGGCCUUGCUCUGUCCAGCUGGUGAACCUGCUUUUGGUGCCCGGAAGAAAUAACUCUGGAGGGAAGAAGGCUAAUGGUAGCAACUGUCAUGACAACAAGAGGUUCCCCAUGCCAAAGGACCUCAAGACCCACCAAGGCCUCCACACGGGCCGACGCCUCUGCUGCUUCACUCAGUGUGGGAACGGUGUCUGGCGGCUGCAAGGGGUCGUCUCCUCAAGCCGCGCCCAUGGCUGCAAGAUCUGUGGGAAGCGCUUCAAGCGCAGGAAGAUCCUGAGGAGGCAUGAGCGCUUCCACACCGGUGAGAAGCCCUACUCCUGCUCCCAGUGCUCCAAAACGUUCGCCCUGCGGAAAAGCCUCCGCAGGCACGAACGGUUCCAUACAGGGCAGAGACCUCACAGCUGCCCCCAGUGUGGGAAGAGCUUUCGUCUCAGGGACAAUCUGAAGGCUCAUCUGCGCUUUCACACUGGUGAGAGACCUUUCACCUGCUCCUUCUGCUCCAAGAGCUUCAGAAUCUUCCGGAAUCUUGAGAAACACAGCAUUGAUCACUUGGGAGCGACAGCGAAAUAGCACAUUUUCCGGCGAAAGACAACUGUGCUAAAAGCAUGAGCAGCCUUCUGUAGGCCACCUUACAAAACUGUCCUACCUCUAACUGAAACUACUGAAUGUCCAUUCCUCAUUAUAACCAACCAUGUUGGUUAUUUUUGAAAAGGUGCUAUGAUGGUAAAUUGCAAUCAGGUUUGGAUUGUCCAGAAUGAUCAUCAGAGUGCAAGCUUCAGUGGACACUGAUGUUGUUGACAGCCAUAAUGUUCUAAUACGGUAAGGGCCUGUUUUCCAGACACAGAUUAUGCUGAAUUUUAAACCAAAAAGUUAUUUCAAUGGAGUUUUUCUAUUGCGCGUGCUGGACUAGGCUUAAAGAGACUCUUCGGGAUUUUGGCAAUGAAGCCCUUUAUCUACUUCCAGAGAGUCAGAUGAACUCAUGGAUACCAUUUUGACUCUGCAUUCAGUUUGAAGGAAGUUGCUAACUGGCACAAUGACUGGAAUUCUAUAGUAACUGCUAGUAUGCUAGUAGAUAACAUAGAUUUCCGGUCAUUGCUCUAACGCUAGUUAGAAUUGGCUUGCGAAACUACACUACAUGACCAAAAGUAUGUGGACACCUGCUCGUUGAUAUCGGAAUGAGAUGGUCAAACUUUACAGUUGGCACUAUGCAUUGGGGCAGGUAGCGUUCUCCUGGCAUCCGCCAAACCCACAUUCGUCUGUCGGACUGCCAGAUGGUGAAGCGUGAUUCAUCACUACAGAGAACGCGUUUCCACAGCUCCAGAGUCCAAUGGUGGCGAGCUUUACACCACUCCAGCCAACGCUUGGCAUUGCGCAUGGUGAUCUUAGGCUUGUGUAAGGCUGCUCGGCCAUGGAAACCCAUUUCAUGAAGCUCCCGACUAACAGUUCUUGUGCUGACGUUGCUUCCAGAUACAGUUUGGAACUCUGUAGUGAGUGUUGCAACUGAGAACAGGCGAUUUUUACGUGCUUCGGCGGUCCCAUUCUGUGAGCUUGUGUGGCCUACCACUUCGCGGCUGAGCCGUUGUUGCUCCUAGAUGUUUCCACUUCAUAAUAUAAGAACAUGUAGUUAACCGGGGCAGCUCUAGUACGGCAGAAAUUUGACAAAUUGAGUUGCUGGAAAGGUGGCAUCCUAUGACGGUACCAUGUUGAAAGUCACUGAGCUCUUCAGUAAGGCCAUUCUACUGCCAAUGUUUGUCUAUUGAGAUUGCAUGGCGGUGUUCUUGAUUUUAUACACGUGUAGCUGAAAUAGCCAAAUCCACUGAUUUGAAGGGAUGUCCACAUCAUUUUGUAUACACAGUUGAAGUCAGAAGUUGACACACUUAGGUUGGAGUCAUUAAAACUAGUUUGUCAACCACUCCACAAAUUUUUUGUUAACAAACUAUAGUCAGUUAGGAUAUAUACUUUGUGCAUGACAAGUAAUUUUUCCAACAAUUGUUUUCAGACAGAUUAUUUCACUUAUAAUUCACUGUAUCACAAUUCCAGUGGGUCAGAAAUGUACAUAUAGUAAGUUGACUGUGCAUUUAAACAGCUUGGAAAAUUCCAGAAAAUGUCAUGACUUUAGAUGUUUCUGAUAGGCUAAUUGACAUAAUUUGAGUCAAUUAGAGGUGUACAUGUGGAUGUAUUUCAAGGCCUACCUUCAAACUCAGUGCCUCUUUGCUUGACAUCAUGGGAAAAUCAAAAGAAAUCAGCCAAGACCUCAGGGAAAAAUUGUAGACCUCCACAAGUCUGGUUCAUCCUUGGGAGCAACUUCCAGACGCCUGAAGGUACCACGUUCAUCUGUACAAACGAUAGUACUCAAGUAUAAACACCAUGGAUCCACGCAGCCGUCAUACCGCUCAGGAAGGAGAUGAAUGUACUUUGGUGCAAAAGUGCAAAUCAAUCCCAGAACAACAGCAAAGGACCUUGUGAAGAUGUUGGAGGAAACGGGUACAAAAGUACCUAUAUCCACAGUAAAACGAGUCCUAUAUCGAACAUAACCUGAAAGGCCACUCAGCAAGGAAGAAGCCACUGCUCCUAAAUCGCCAUAAAAAAGCCAGACUACGGUUUGCAACUUCACAUGGGGACAAAGAUUGUACUUUUUGGAGAAAUGUCCUCUGGUCUGAUGAAACAAAAAUAGAACUGUUCGGCCAUAAUGACCCUCAUUAUGUUUGGAGGAAAAAGGGGGUGCCUGCAAGCUGAAUAACGCCAUCCCAACCGUGAAGCACAGGGGGUGGCAGCAACAUGUUGUGGGGGUGCUUUGCUGCAGGAGGGACUGGUGCACUUCACAGAAUAGAUGGCAUCGUGAGGAAGGAAAAUUAUGUGGAUAUAUUGAAGCAACAUCUCAAGACAUCAGUCAGGAAGUUAAAGCUUGGUCGCAAAUGGGUCUUCCAAACGGACAAUGAACCCAAGCAUACUUCCAAAGUUGUGGCAAAAUGGUUUAAAGACAACAAAGUCAAGGUACUGGAGUGGCCAUCACAAAGCCUUGACCUCAAUCCUAUAGAAAAUUUGUUGGCAGAACUGAAAAAGUGUGCGAUCAAGGAAGCCAACAAACCUGACUCGGUUACACCAGCUCUGUCAGGAGGAAUGGGCCAAAAUUUACCCAACUUAUUGUGGGAAGCUUGUGGAAGGCUACCUGAAACGUUUGACAGAAGUUAAACAAUUUAAAAGCAAUGCUACCAAAUAGUAAUUGAGUGUAUGUAAACUUCUGACCCACUGGGAAUGUGAUGAAAUAAAUCAAAUCUGAAAUAAAUAGUUUUCUCUACUAUUAUCCUGACAUUUCACAUUCUUAAAAUGAAGUGUUGAUCCUAACUGACCUAAGACAGAAUUUUUACUAGGAUUUAAUGUCAGGAGUUGUGAUAAACUGAGUUUAAAUGUAUUUGGCUAUGGUGUAUGUAAACUUCUGACUUCAACUGUAUAUACAGAGACGUAAAAAUGGUAUCCAUCAGUUCAUCUAACUCUGGGGAAGUAGAUGAGACUUCAAUGCCAAAAUUAUUCCUUUAAUCUGGGUCUGGAAAACUGUCUCUCGGUCUUUACACUGUAUUUCGUUGGACAAAACACAAGGGAUCUGGGCUGAGAUUAGUUUGAGAUUAUUUUCAGACCACGAUCUGUGUUCAUGAUACAUAUCAUCACUUUGUUGUAAAUACCAACAGAUUGUUCCUUUGUAUCUUUGUUUAUAAAUUGUUUUAGAGAUGGGUGUGAAGUUUGAUACUUUUAUCUCUAACUCUUACUAAACCAUUAUGCCAAAUACUUUAGUAAUGCAGCAAUGUUCUCUCAUUCUUUUUUAUCCGUACUGCUGUGUUUGUCAGGUAAACAUCCUCCUUACUUUUUCCUUUAUAGAAGUAGGGAAGUUUCUCUAAAAACACAUGACUUAGUUCAAAAUGGGAAGUAUGAUGUUUCCUUUUAAUGUGUAGUGAGAAGUUAUUUCAUAUGUAUUAUGCAAUUAUAGCUGAUGUCUCUGGCUUAUUUUCUGAAGAUAUUAGAAAUAUAUUACUUCAUAGCUUUUUUUGUCAACUAAUUGUAUUCAAUUCUAACCCAAAAUGCUGUAAUCUGUGAUCCAAUUAAAAAAAAACAUGUUUUACUGGAAAAUAGUUUUUGUAAUCUGUGUGAAAAUACUAAUCAAAGGUCUGUGUUUUAUUGUAUGGAUUUUAGUAAGUACUGUAGUAAUCUUGUGGGAAUUCCUGAUUGUUACACAAUCACAGCCACAAGUUGGCCCUUUGUCUGGCAAUAAAAGACAUCACCUGUA
Messenger RNA from Oncorhynchus nerka (sockeye salmon), 6031 nucleotides. Its product is annotated as zinc finger protein 37 homolog. Gene Ontology annotation, biological process: regulation of transcription by RNA polymerase II. The record is from RefSeq and is a predicted model, not a curated record. Gene Ontology annotation, molecular function: DNA-binding transcription factor activity, RNA polymerase II-specific; RNA polymerase II cis-regulatory region sequence-specific DNA binding. Lineage: Eukaryota; Metazoa; Chordata; Actinopteri; Salmoniformes; Salmonidae. The transcript has 4 exons. The coding region runs from base 415 to 2322 and encodes 635 amino acids.